AUGUAUGAUGGAGGGUGUUAUAUCAAGAAGGAUGUUUAUGAAGGAGAGUUGGUGAAGGAGAUGUAUGAUGGAGGGUGUUAUAUCAAGAAGAGUGUUUAUGAAGGAGAGUUGUGUUAUAUCAAGAAGGAUGUUUAUGAAGGAGAGUUGGUGAAGGAGAUGUAUGAUGGAGGGUGUUAUAUCAAGAAGGAUGUUUAUGAAGGAGAGUUGGUGAAGGAGAUGUAUGAUGGAGGGUGUUAUAUCAAGAAGAGUGUUUAUGAAGGAGAGUUGUAUGAUGGAGAGUGUUAUAUCAAGAAGGUUGUUUAUGAAGGAGAGUUGGUGAAGGAGAUGUAUGAUGGAGGGUGUUAUAUCAAUAAGGAUGUUUAUGAAGGAGAGUUGGUGAAUGAGAUGUAUGAUGGAGGGUGUUAUAUCAAGAAGGAUGUUUAUGAAGGAGAGUUGGUGAAGAAGAUGUAUGAUGGAGGGUGUUAUAUCAAGAAGGAUGUUUAUCAAGGAGAGUUGGUGAAGAAAAUGUAG
Ylistrum balloti is the source of this 510-nucleotide messenger RNA. Its product is annotated as cyclic AMP-inducible protein BP74-like. The coding region runs from base 1 to 510 and encodes 169 amino acids. The transcript has 3 exons. The record is from RefSeq and is a predicted model, not a curated record. Lineage: Eukaryota; Metazoa; Mollusca; Bivalvia; Pectinida; Pectinidae.